This is a messenger RNA of Chironomus riparius, 3457 nucleotides long. The record is from the annotation of a GenBank genome assembly. Lineage: Eukaryota; Metazoa; Arthropoda; Insecta; Diptera; Chironomidae.
AGGGAAACUACGUUCAUCACUUCUCAAUUCUUGAGCAUUAAAAUCAUCUUUUAAUCAGGAAAUAAGUGAAUUAAAGCAUUAAAAAUGAGCGUGGAGAACGCAGAAGUGACUAAUAAUAGUAAUAGUCACGACUAUAAGAUGGUGAAUGGUGAGCAGCAUGUAAAUGGUAUGAGCAAUGGACAUAGUGAUAAACAUAAGAGUAGUAGUAGUAGUCAUAAGUCGUCAAGCAAAGAUAAGCAUCGUGAUAAAGACCGUGAUAAGGACCGAUCAAAAGAUCACAAAAGUUCCAAGAGCAGUCACCGCGAUAGAGAGCGAGAUGGCGAGAAGCAUUCGAGCAGUAAUGGAAAGGAGAAACACAGCUCGUCAUCGGGCAGUAAGUCACACAAGAGUAGCAAAGAUAAAGAUCGUGACAAGGAUAAAGAGCAUAAAUCGUCGAGUAGUAAGGAUCACAAGAGCUCUGAUCGUGAUAAAGAUCGAGAGAGGUCUGAUAGGGAUAAACACAAAAGUUCCAGUAGCUCUACUAAGGAUAAAGAUAAAGAUAAGGAAAAGCAUUCCAGUAAUAGUGGAUCAAAAACAACAUCUUCGUCGCAUAAGAGCUCAACGAGAGACAAAGACAAAGAACAACGUGAAAAGACAUCGACUGGUGACACAUCAUCAAAAGAUAAGGAUCGAGGAGAUCGUGACAAGCACAAAAGUAGUAGCAGUUCUAAUUCAAAGAAACAUAAAAGUAAAGACAAAGAUCGUGAAAAGGAUCGCGACAAGGACAAAUAUAAAUCGAGCUCAUCAAAGGACAAGUCGUCUUCACAUCAUCACAAGAGUUCAAGCGAAGCAAAAGUUGAGCCUACAAUUAAGCAAGAACCAGAAAUUAAAAAUGAAGAAAUUAAAUCGCCAAUCAGAGAAUUUUCAAUCAAUUGUGAGCGCCUAGACAUGUCUCAAAAUAGCUCAUGUGACUACUCAUUGUCACAAUUUAAAGACGAAGAAUCUUCACUGCCAAUCAAGUCUGAAAAUGAAUCCGAAGAUAAUAAUUUUGUUGAAUGCAAGGGUGAGCCUGAUGACGUAGAUUAUGAAAAUGAAGAGAGCCAGCAGGGAAAAUUCACUAUCGACGAAGAAUCUGAAGAGGAUAUUCCGUUGUCUAAAAGGAAAAAAGUUGAAAGUGAGUCUGAAGACGAUGCACCGCUAUUUGCACGCAAAAAAGCCAAGACCGAAAAGAAGGAUAAGAAAAAGAAACGUGUGAAAGAGGAAUCAGAGGACGAGGACGAUGAAUCUGAUUAUGGAAAGACUAAAAAGAAGAAAAUUAAACGCGAAUCUGUAGCAACUCCAGCAAAGAAACCAGCACCGAAGAAAGCCAACAACGUACCAGAAAGUCCACAAAAGCGAGGCAAAAAGAAGAAGGAAGAAGAAGAACAAGAAGUUUGGAAAUGGUGGGAAGAAGAAAAGAAAAAUGAUGGUACAAAAUGGUCAUUUUUGGAACACAAAGGUCCAGUCUUUGCGCCACCAUAUGAACCCUUACCGGAUAGUGUGAAAUUCGAAUAUGAUGGCAAACGAAUGAAAUUGUCUGAGGAAUCUGAAGAGAUUGCUGGAUUUUAUGCAAGGAUGAUUGAGCAUGAAUACACGAGUAAAAAAGCCUUUAACGAUAACUUCUUCAAGGAUUGGAGGAGAAAUAUGACCAAAAAGGAAAAGGAUGUAAUAACAGAUCUUCACAAGUGCAACUUUAAAUACUUGCAUGCCUAUUUCCAAGAACAAUCUGAAAAGAAUCGCAAUCGUACAAAAGAAGAGAAAUUAGCACUAAAAGAGAAGAAUGAAGCAUUGUUGAAGGAAUAUGGAAUUGCUGUAAUUGAUGGGCAUAAAGAAAAAAUUGGGAACUUUAGAAUUGAACCGCCAGGCUUAUUUCGUGGACGUGGUGAUCAUCCAAAAAUGGGAAUGUUAAAGAGACGAGUUAUGCCUGAAGAUAUCAUUAUAAAUUGCUCAAAAGACAGUGACGUACCUGCACCACCUGAAGGACAUCGUUGGAAGGAAGUUCGUCACGAUAAUACAGUCACAUGGCUUGCAUCGUGGACAGAAAAUGUCCAAAACCAAGUUAAAUACAUUAUGCUUAAUCCAAGCUCAAAGAUUAAGGGCGAAAAGGAUUAUAUGAAGUAUGAAACAGCACGUCGAUUAAAGUCAAAGAUUGACAAAAUUCGUGACACAUAUACAGCUGAAUUUAAAUCAAAGGAAAUGAGGAUUCGUCAACGAGCUGUGGCAUUAUAUUUCAUUGAUAAAUUGGCACUUCGUGCUGGUAAUGAAAAGGAUGAGGAUCAAGCUGAUACUGUUGGCUGUUGCUCGUUACGUUGUGAGCAUGUGACGCUACAAGAUGAGGCAUCUGACGAAGAUAAAGAUAGGUUUAGGAGUGAAGACAAGGAAAAUGUCAUUAUUUUUGACUUUCUUGGUAAAGAUUCAAUUCGUUAUUACAAUGAAGUGGUCGUCGAGAAGCGUGUCUACAAAAAUCUGCAAUUGUUCAAGGAGAACAAGAAAAAGGACGACGACCUAUUUGAUAGAUUAAAUACUGCGAUGCUUAACGAGCAUUUAAAGGAGCUUAUGGACGGCUUAACUGCUAAGGUUUUCCGUACAUACAAUGCUUCCAUUACACUUCAAAAGCAGUUGGACGAGCUCACCGAAGAUAGCAUGACAGUACCCGAAAAAUUAUUAGCCUAUAAUCGUGCGAAUCGAGCUGUUGCAAUCUUGUGUAACCAUCAACGUGCCGUUCCAAAAACUCACGAUAAAUCAAUGGAGAAUCUGCGUGAGAAAAUACGCACAAAGAAGGAUCAAAUCAAGGAGGUUCAGCGUGAAUUAAAGGAUAUUAAGAAAGGCUCUGCAAAGGGAUCGAUUGAUAAAGAGAAAAAGAAGAAGCAAUUGGAUAGAUUGAAGGAGCAAUUGACAAAGCUAGAAAUACAGGAAACUGAUCGUGAUGAAAAUAAAACAAUCGCUUUAGGAACGUCAAAAUUGAACUAUUUGGAUCCUAGGAUUUCUGUUGCAUGGUGCAAGAAACAUGGCGUACCGAUCGAGAAAAUCUUCAACAAAACUCAACGUGACAAGUUCCGUUGGGCGAUCGAGAUGGCAGAUGAGGACUAUACAUUUUAAGAUCAAGUAAAUAUUUUCAAUAACUUCUCCGUAAUCCUAUUUAUCUUACGAAUAAGUAAAUAUCAUUAAUAGGAAACGAGUUUAAACUGUUUAGUUCCAAUUAUGAUUUUUUCUCUCCUUUAUCCCCUCUAUUAAUUUUGACACAUUUUAGUUAAUUUUUAGUAAGAAUUGAUCAUUAAAACUAUUGUUUAUUUGAGAACUUUAAUGUAGCAUAAACAUAAACAUAGAAUAUGUUAAGAAAGAACAUGAAAACCCAAUUUUGUGACUUUUUUGAAUUGUUUUGAGAGUUUUUUUUUGAUAAUUUUUUUUGAUUCACUUAUGUUAAGUUCGUUUUUAGGAA